AUGAGUUCUCUGUCUCUUAGUGGUAGUCCUAAUCCCAUAUCAUCUGUCAAUGAAGACUUAUUUCAGAUUUUGCAACAUUAUGGGCCAGUAACGGCAUUGAAAAUUCACAUGAACUAUAUAAUAUGUGGUUACGGGUCAAUCUUGAAAAUAUUCAAAAUUGAAAAGGAUUUCACUCACCAAUUGGUUUUCAACCGUCAAAUAUUAGAUAGAAACAAGAUUCAUAAUAUCUCUGUAAGUCCUUGUGGUACCAGAAUAAUUUUGUCCGGUGGUAGAUCAUUUAUUGUGUUGAAUAUCAGCGAUCUCUUAAAUACAAAUCAUGCAUCGUCAAAAGAAAAGGCAAUUAAUGAAUGGAUUACAUGUACCGAAUUUUUAGAUAACAACACGGUAUUGAUAUUAACAUCCCAUAAUAUUGUUUAUAAAGUAGACGUGUCAGACAUGGAGUCAAACCAACAUUUUGAAAUUGUCGAUAGGAUCCAUUGUAACGAAAAAUCUAUUUUAUAUACUGGUUCUAUACGUAUUAUUGGUGAAAAAACCUUAAUAGCUGCGGGUACUGUAAUGGGGGGUGUAAUUGUUUGGGAUUUAGACUCUCGUCAAAUACUCCAUAAUUUGACUGAUCACGAAGGCUCCAUAUUUGGAGUCAGAAUUGAUUCAGAAGGAAAAUAUAUCAUUUCAUGCUCUGAUGAUAGAUCAAUUAAAUUAUAUGACUUCAAAAGUGGCCGGCUCUUGGCUACUGGUUGGGGCCAUGGGUCGAGAAUAUGGAAUCUCGAGUUUUUCAAAUGUAAAGAUCUGUUAAAGAUAUUUAGUACUGGGGAGGACUGUACAGCUAGGAUAUGGGAAUUUGAGUCGGGAAACCCACUCUUGAAACUACUUGAUGUUUCUGAUUGCCAUUUAGGAAAACAUGUCUGGUCUGGUGAUUUAGAUGACGAUAUUUUACAAUUAAGUGUCACUGGAGGUGCUGAUGGUAGAAUAAAGCUCCAUGAUUUAACACUCUUUGCAAAUUCUAAUAAAACAAGCUAUACUUUAGAAACCAUAGAAAAAGAAGUAGGUAUUAAGUUUGACAAAAACGAAAUCGUUAAGCAAUAUUUAGAAUUGCCCGAAUUGAAUUUAUUAAUUGUAUUGACAUCCAAUGGGAAGGUUUUAAGUUUGGAUCAAAAGAAUAAGAAGUGGGAACUCAUUGAUCUAUCUAGUGAAGAAGUCAAUAAGUUUAAGAAUUUUGGAUUGGUCAGAGGAUUCAUUGAUAUUAAUGUCAUAAUAAUAUGCACGAGAUCUGGUGAUUUGUUAGUGCUAAAGUUUGAUGCUGAUUCUCAAAAGCCAGUGUCAAAAACUUGGUUCCUUGACGAACAUUUAAAUGGUAACAAAGUGACAAAUUUCAUGACUUCAUAUGACAAAGAAGGCAAUAACUUCUAUGUCUUAAUUGAUUGUCCAAAUCCUAAAAUUCCUUUCAUCCUUCGGAAAUUCAAAUUCGAUAAUCAUACUCUCGUGUGUGAUGGCAUUAUUCAUUUAGAACAACCUGAUCAAACUAGUUUUACAACUACAUGUAUGACACUUGAUAGUGUAAAUAAAAUCUUGAUUUUAGGAUCACGAUAUGUGAGCUUCGCUCUUUACGACUUAAGUACAGGUGCCGAUUUAAUACAAUUAAGUGGCCUUUUCAAGAAGCUAUCCAAAGGUGAUACAAUUACGGCUAUAUCAAUUGUUCAUUCACAAACUAAUUGUAUUCGUAUUUUGGUAACUGUCAGAGACGGAAUAUAUAUGUAUGUGGAGUUGAAUAAAAAAGAUGGCAGCUUCACUCAUCAAGUGAUUCACAAGAAUAAACUCUCUAAGGGCUUUGUUGAAGGAGGGUUUCUUCAUAACAAUGAACUAAUAGUGUACGGGUUCAAGUCUUCCUAUUUUUAUGUUUGGAAUGAAACAAAACAAUUAGAAGUUGCUAGCGAAUUAUGUGGUGGAGCCCAUAGACAGUGGGAAUUAUUCAGGUAUAAAAAUUCAAUGUCAGAAAUGAAGUUUGUAUAUAUAAGUAAAUCAACUUUAAACAUAAAAAGUUUCAAACAAAAGUUUGGCGAUGGAAGCUAUGGUCUAAUCAACGAUGGAACUCAUGGAAGAGAAAUUAGAGACAUUGCAAUAUCUCCUUCUAUAUCCCCGGAUGACACUUCUCGCUUGAUAAUGACUGCUUCUGAAGAUACAACCAUUAGAUUAGGAAAAUUAUUUGCUAAUGGGGAAAUUAAAAACUACUGGAGUUUAAACGAACAUAUAUCGGGGUUGCAAAGAAUAAAUUUCUUAAAUGAUACAUACGUCGGUAGUUCAGCUGCAAAUGAAGAGUUCUUUAUUUGGAAGCUAAACAAAUUGGAUACUGGAAUUCCAACUAUAACAAAAUACGCAACUUUAAAAACCAGUCAAGCUAAUCCAGAUUUACGUAUUAUGGACUUUGAUUCCUAUCCAUUUGCCAAUGGUUUUGUUAUUAGUACAGUUUAUUCUGAUUCAAAUUUGAAAAUUUGGUAUUUUGAUUGUGUAUCCGGAAAAUUUCAUUUAAUUGCUAAUGAUUUCUACACCACUUGCUGCAUACUUAAUGUAAAUUUCCUUAAAUUCAAUGAUAAGAUUUACAUUAUGAUAGGCACUACUGAUGGCUGUUUGUCUAUCUGGGAUAUAUCUAAUAUCAUGAAUAAUUUAGACACCGAAUCCCUGGAAGUACAAAAAUUGGGCACCAUGAUUAUCAAGCAACAUUUGCAUCAAAACGGUAUUAAGGCAGUACUUUGCUUGCCUGAUAUGCCAAAUGGUUACAGAGUAUUUACAGGUGGUGAUGAUAAUUCAUUGAUCUCGUCAACAUUGUGCUUUGAAGAAGAAAGUGAAGAGUUGAUUUUAAAAACUAAUUGUUUCGUAGAAAAGGCUGCAUCCUCGACUAUCACUUCUCUUUCAUUUGGUGGAAGUAAUCAAAUUGUUGUUACUUCCGUUGAUCAAAUUGUUCGUCUUUGGAAGUUCGACGACACAUCGUUAACUUGUUCAUCUGCAAGAUAUACAACCAUAGCAGACACAGGUUGUAGUGAUACAACUAAAUUUGACGAUAAAGAUAUCAUUGUCGUUGGAGGGGCUGGUUUAAGCUCUUGGAGUUUUUAA
Messenger RNA from Debaryomyces hansenii CBS767, 3105 nucleotides. RefSeq lists its product as uncharacterized. Lineage: Eukaryota; Fungi; Ascomycota; Pichiomycetes; Serinales; Debaryomycetaceae. Gene Ontology annotation, cellular component: cytoplasm. Gene Ontology annotation, biological process: tRNA methylation. Bases 1 to 3105 code for a protein of 1034 amino acids. The transcript has a single exon. The record is from RefSeq and is a predicted model, not a curated record. Gene Ontology annotation, molecular function: protein binding.